Phytophthora nicotianae INRA-310 is the source of this 435-nucleotide messenger RNA. RefSeq lists its product as hypothetical. The coding region runs from base 1 to 435 and encodes 144 amino acids. The record is from RefSeq and is a predicted model, not a curated record. NCBI's taxonomy places the organism in Eukaryota, Oomycota, Peronosporomycetes, Peronosporales, Peronosporaceae. The transcript has 2 exons.
AUGCGACGGGCUGUAUCGGGCGGAAUGAUCACACAAAACGAAGAAGCAGCAGCCAGCCGUGCCUCCAAGACGGCAAGCCUCGAGCUCGCGAGAGUUGUCCAGACGCUCCUGCAGCGCGUUCAGGCAGUCGGCGAGUUCCGUUCGGGCAGAUUCCAGCUUGUGGCGAACCACAUCGUAGUUGUGCUGACAAAAGAGCACGUACGGCGACGUAGCAUUGGCAGCGUCGGCGAGUUGACGAUCCAGGUCCUCCGCACGGCGCAGAACCUCAUGAUUCGAGCGAAUCUCGCGCAGUGCCUCGGUCUGAUCGAUGGCUUGCUGCAACGCGCUCAGCAAAGCCCGCACAUCGGCAAGGUCCAGCGAAGGAUCGACCAGCUCGACAGUCGACACAACGGCUGGGCCGCGGCGCGCUGCAGAACGAGGAGAAGAACAGGGUGA